Colletotrichum chrysophilum is the source of this 540-nucleotide messenger RNA. RefSeq lists its product as uncharacterized. The record is from RefSeq and is a predicted model, not a curated record. NCBI's taxonomy places the organism in Eukaryota, Fungi, Ascomycota, Sordariomycetes, Glomerellales, Glomerellaceae. The transcript has 2 exons. The coding region runs from base 1 to 540 and encodes 179 amino acids.
AUGUCUGCCAACAACGACAACACCUCUACCCUUAAGUCCUAUGUCGACUCUGCCACCGGCGCCGCCCAGAACCUGAUUGGCUCCCUCACUGGCAGCACCGCCGAUCAGAACAAGGGCGAGGCUAAGCAGAACAAGGCUGAGGUUGAGCACGAUGCUUCUCACGCCACUGCGAAGGUUCCCGGCUUCACUGCUACUGCCUCUGGCGUGACCAAGGACGAUCCUGACCGUGCCAGCGGUUCCUGGAACCAGACUGUCGGCUCCGCUAAGGAGACUGCCGGUGGCCUCGUCGGCUCUGAGAACCUUAAGCAGCAGGGUCGCCAGCAGAACCUCGAAGGACAGCAACAAGAGGCCAAGGGCCAGCUGAACGACUACACCUCCGGCAUUGGGAACCGCGUCCAGGGUACCGUUGGCGGUGCUGUUGCCGGCUUGACUGGUGACAAGGCUGGCCAGCAACACUACCAGGACAUGCACGACUCUGGCAAGACUCAGCAGCGCGGUGCUGAGCACGACAUUCAGAAGCAGGCGGAAGCCAAGCAGUGA